Onychostoma macrolepis is the source of this 3897-nucleotide messenger RNA. RefSeq names its product carnitine O-acetyltransferase b (gene cratb). The coding region runs from base 279 to 2123 and encodes 614 amino acids. The transcript has 15 exons. Gene Ontology annotation, biological process: carnitine metabolic process, CoA-linked. Gene Ontology annotation, cellular component: peroxisome. Gene Ontology annotation, molecular function: carnitine O-acetyltransferase activity. The record is from RefSeq and is a predicted model, not a curated record. Lineage: Eukaryota; Metazoa; Chordata; Actinopteri; Cypriniformes; Cyprinidae.
UCUGCGCACACACACGGAACAAUACGGCAGUCCGCACUAAACACAGCACACGUGUUUGCGUCCACACCCCGAGUGCGUGCUGCAGCUCACGAACUUAAGCCGAACGGACAACACUUCAACUGUCACAAUAGUUUACUGCCGUCUUGUUUUGUGCCUUAGAAAAACGCGUUAUCUUACCGUAAUAUCAUCGAUGAAGAUUCAGAGUCUCCGUGACGUUCGUGUUUGCGCAAGUUUGAGUAGUUUGCUACUUCACCGCGAGCAACAAACAGCGUAGAGCAAUGAUUUUAGUGAGAUUACCAACAAGAAUAUGCUCUUUAAUCAUACUCAGGGCCGCGCUGAGGCAGGCCCACUCCUCGGUUCCGCCGCAGCCGGUGCCUCCGCUCCUCCAGACGCUGCAGCGCUACCUGACGGCCCUGGAGCCGCUCCUGCCGCCGGACGAGCUGCAGCACACCCGCAAGAUCGUGCAGAAGUUCGGCUGCCCUGGAGGUCUGGGCGAAAAACUGCAAAGAGAGCUGAAUAAGAGAGCAAAGCACUCUCACAACUGGAUUUCAGAUUGGUGGGUGCAGUGGGCAUACCUGGAGUGCAGGCAGCCCUUGGCAGUGCAUUCGAACCCUGCCAUCUCUUUGCCCAAACGUGACUUCACUGACUGGAGAGGUCAACUAGUGUUUGCAUCGAAGCUAAUUGCAGGAGUGUUGGACUUCAAAGCUCAGGUGGACAGUGGGAGGCUGGAGGUAGAGUACAUGCGCGGACAGCCAUUAUGUAUGGAGUUGUUUCCUCUGUUGUUCUCCUCCUGUCGAAUCCCAGGACCCAAACAUGACCAUGUGAUUCACUAUGGACGUCCACGCCGUGGCCCAGCUCACAUUACAGUGGUCAGGAACUACCAGUUUUUCCAGCUGGAUGUUUACAACAGCGAUGGAACACCAUUGACAGAAAGUCAGAUCCAUGCUCAGCUGUUGCGGAUCCGCUCUCAGUCAUGGAAAACCGAUAAGGAACCAAUGGGGAUUUUGACCAGCGAGCAUCGUCACACCUGGGGUCAGGCUUACACGCGCUUGCUCAGAGAUAAAAUCAAUAAAGAAUCUGUGAGGCUGAUAGAGAAAUCGAUCUUUACGCUGUGUUUGGACUCUCCAGUUAUGAGGAUUUCUGAUGACAAGUAUUCUAGUCGAAUGGCAGCACAGAUUUUGCAUGGCGGUGGGACUUUCUCAAACAGCGGCAAUCGCUGGUUUGACAAGACGCUACAGUUUGUUGUUGGUGAGGAUGGGUCUUGGGGUCUCUUGUAUGAACAUGCGACAGCUGAAGGUCCACCUAUAGCCACAUUGUUGGAUCAUGUACUGGAAUACUGUAAGAAACCGGACAGAAUGCGAGCUCCUUUGAUUCCUCUGCCCAUGCCCAAGAAACUCUACUUCUACAUCAAUUCUGAGAUCAAAUGGGAUCUAGAGAUGGCCAAGCAGAACCUGGAUAUUCUCAUCAACGAUUUGGACAUCAAAUGUUUUAACUUCCAGCGCUUUGGAAAAGAGUUUGUCAAACAACUUAAGCUGAGUCCGAACUCCUUCAUCCAGGUGGCGAUUCAGCUGGCCUACUACCGAGUCCACAGUGAAGUGUGCGCCGCCUGCGACAUCGCCUCUCUGAGGAUGUUCCGGGGGGGAAGAACAGACUACAUCCGCUCUCCGACCAAUCAGAUGCUGAGCUUCAUACAGGCCUUUGACGAUGAUGCCGUUUCUAGAGAAGCUAAGGUGCAGCUGCUGAGAGGGGCUGUUGAUGCGUACAGCAUCCUCACAGAGCAGUUGCUGAUGGGGCAGGGUAUAGACCGCCACUUGCUGGGUCUUAAACUUCAAGCCAUCGAGGAGGGACUGAGCGUGCCCCGAAUCUUCAUGGACACGGCCUAUGGACUUGCCACUCACUGGAAACUCCGAACAGGACAGGUGCCCUCCAACACAGACAGUGUGAUGUGUUUUGGACCGCUGGUUCCAGAUGGCUAUGCAGUCUGUUACAAUCCACAGCAAGAUCACGUCCACUUCUCUGUGACUGCCUUCAACUGCUGUGAGGAAACCAACGCAGAGAAGCUGGCUCUCACAUUGGAAAGAUCGCUGCGUGAUCUCCAGGAGUUAUUUCAGCCCACCGUCUAGACAUUCAGAGAUGGUUUUAACACUCUAAUCCAGCGUCGUGGCAGCUUCAGGAACACAGUCUUUAAUACGAGGUGAACAGAAUGCACUCCUGAACGUGCCAGGCUUUGUUAAACGAGUGGAAUUCAUGGAAGCUUGAAUGAAGUACAGCACUUUUGAGCACCUGAGAUGCAGGUGUACAUGUAUGAUGGACCAUUUGCUAAUAAGAAAUACAUCACUAUUUUUGGUAUUUUAAGAACAGCCACGAAAGCUUAAACCAGUAAUCUAAUGUAAUACCAAACUUAAAGGCGCUUAAAAUAUGAAAUUAUCUCAUUUUGUGCAUUUGGGUUCCUCUACAGCAUGUAGUUUCAACUAAGUCUGAUUUUGUGUGACAUGUUACAUACCAGCAGUUCAAUUUGAUGAACACUUCUUCCUCGUUAAAUGUGUGCUUUGUCAGGAAGUGGCCAAAUAUUUAAAUCACACGCAUAUGUUCGUGUGAAAUGACUGAUUGUCUUACAAAAUCAGUUCUUGUUACUGUUUAAGCAUACAGGAGAUGUCUGUUACUCAUUAUGUCCUAAAAAAAAAAUAAAAAAAUAAGAAGUUUGUUGUCUGGUAAUUAAUUGAGUACAGUAACAAAUGAGUUUUCUUUUAGAAACCUGUGCCAGAGUUCUCCAAAUCUCAGGGAGGACAAGGAGUAAUUCCUGCUAGUUGCACCAAAAUGGUUUCCGGACCUGUUACAAUAUGGAUAAUCUUGCCAUAUUGAUAUAAAAAUACAAAGUGUAAGAAAAUAUAUUCCAUUCAUUUUAAUUAACAAUAUUCAGUGCAUUAAACAUUACGUUAUGUGAAGGUUUCUCAAAGGUUUGUAAAAGUACUUUUUUUUUUUUUUUUUUUUUUAAGUAUUUUAUUUGUUUACUUGCUUGUUAUGUGACCAUUAACCAACAUCAGAGAACCAUGAACAUGCAAAUGUGAUAAUUAUUAAAAUAUGUAUUUUGAAUAUUUCAGGGGAAUUCAAGUAAAUAUAUUAGGUGAAAGAGCUUCAGAUUACAAAAAAGUUUGGAAAUGCCUGGAAAUGUUACAUGUAAAUAAGAAAUAACAUUAAGUGUUUGAAAGACUAGUGACAUAGUAAUAGAUUGUUAAAUGAGUUGAUGUGUUCAUCAGUAGCUGAUGCAAUGUUGAAACGCUUCUUAAACCUGAAAUGAUUUUUGUAAGUCCGUUGGUCAAAUGCUGUGCAAAUCCUGACUAAUGACUAUUGCGUGAAUGUCCAUAGAACUGGACGACUUUUUAAGUGUAUUUCAGCUGUAGGCUAUUUUACAAAGGAACAUUUAAAAGAGGAAUUAGGGAGAAUCAAUUCUGAAUAAUUUAUGUAGCCAUGUAAUCAAUAACAUUUUAAAAACGAGUCUGAUUAUGAGUAUUUUAAAAUGUAAUUUUAUCUAGAAAGCUCUGCUGGCUUUCUCUUUGGGGUGUUUUGUAAAAUGCAAUUAAAUCAAGAAUCUGUGAUUUUGUUCGUUCUCUUUAACUUUUAUUUAAUUGACUAAAGUACAAAGAAAAGAUUUCCAGUGUUUUCAGUGGCCACCUUAAUUUCAUUUUGUAAAUCUAAACAGAUUUUGAUAAAUGCAACAGGAACAAACACACUCCUCACGCUUCUGUUCACAAAAAACUGUGCGCUCUUGUUAAUGUUUUGGAUAUUUUAACAAAUAUUUAGCAAAUACAGUCUAAUCAAUUCUCUCUUGAUUUUGUUGACAUUUUUUGCUCCUCCUGAGGUAAACAUCUUAGAAAUCAUACUAAGUGAUGUUUUUUU